UCCAGUGGUAACAAGACACCAGUGACCUGAAAUAGCGGAUUUGAACGCACAGCGGUACAUGGGUUAUCACAAGCCCUCGAUGCCUUCAUGUAUUCUUACCAUUACCUGGAUGAGACGGAAAUGCUCUUAUUGUCCUCAAGGAUCCGCGGAUGUAGUAUUUUAUAACUGCUAAUUACUUCGAAGUAUUUAUCGCUGACAUCGAAAUUUCGCAGUGACCAAGGCUGCUAGUGCUUACUCAUAAGUCAUGGUUUAGGAUAUCUUCUGAACUAGCUAGUAGAGUUGGUAAGUUAGAUCACUGAGGCACCGAACAUUUUCACUUUGGACGUAGCAUUAGUUGUCACACAAUGGCAAGUACUUUGAAAACGCAGUUCUUACAACUUUGGCACUAUCUGCAAGACCCGCAUCAUGUUGCGCUAUUCCAACAAAUGUGUGGCGUAAGAGGAACAUUCUCAAGAAACCCAGCAGACUGUACCGAAGCGAGGCAGACGAGCCUACUCAGCAACGGCGCGUAUGGCAACGGGGUCCGUUUGAACGGAGGAGGAGAGGGGGAGGCAGCCGAUCAUCUGCGGCAGCGAAAAAGUAUCUCUAUUGACAACUGUUGUAGGGCAGCGGCGUCUGGUAGUGAUGAUCGGCUAUUAGAAACAGCGGUGUCGAAAACUACGGGGGAGAAACCAGGGUGUCAUAACCGCUAUAAUAAUCCCCACUCCGCUGAUACCAGCGAUGGCGAACAUCCGCAGGAGAUGGGGGAAGUAUCGGAAAGUAACGGCCCAGGCCUUGACGACAUGUCGGAGGUCACAGACGACUCGACCUGCCCCACUAGCACUGUUAAACCUCUGCGUAAGAACUCUCUGACUGAAGACGCGGGGCAAGAGUUUCUCAUCGAGAAUACGUUUUUAUUCUACUUGUUCACUUUCGGAUCUGAACUUGGCAAUGAACUCUUCUACAUCACUUUCUUCCCCUUCGUCAUCUGGAACGUGGACGCCUACGUGGGUCGGCGGCUCAUCGUGGUCUGGGUCUGGGUGAUGUACGUGGGCCAGUGCACCAAGGACCUGAUCCGGUGGCCGCGGCCCGCCUCGCCGCCCGUGGUCAAGGUAGAAAUGUUCUACAACUCCGAGUACAGUAUGCCCUCCACGCACGCCAUGUCCGGUACCGCUAUCCCCCUCUCCCUGUUCCUGCUCACCUACGGACGCUGGGAAUAUCCGUUCCUGGUGGGCUUCACGUUGGCGCUGAGCUGGUGUGUGUUGGUGUGUUUGAGUCGGAUCUACAUGGGCAUGCACUCUAUCCUGGACAUCAUCAUGGGUAUCCUGUACAGCCUGCUGAUUCUGCUGGUGUUCAGUCCGGCGCUGGAGCCCAUUGACCGCUUCAACCUGAGCCAUCGCUGGGCACCGGUGCUGAUCGUGUCGCUGCACGCAGGGCUGGGCCUGUUCUCCUUCACGCUGGACACGUGGAGCACGUCGCGCGGCGACACCGCCCAGAUCCUGGGGUCCGGCGCCGGCGUGGCUCUGGCCUCGCACCUCAACACGUGCCUGGGGCUGCUGCCGGACGCGCCGCUGUCCUCCCUGCCGCUGCGCUCGCCCCCGCUGACCGCCGCGCUGGCCGCCAUCUGCGUGCUGCGCUUCCUGCUGGGCGUGCUCCUGCUGCUGGCCACGCGCGCCGUCAUGAAGGCCGUCACCAUCCCGCUGGUGUGCCGGCUGACCGGCGUGUCCGGUGCGGACGUCAGGGAGGCGCGGCAGCACAUGCAGGUGGAGCUGCCCUAUCGCUACAUCGUCUACGGCACCAUCGGCUUCAACGUUCUCUUCCUCGUGCCGCUGGUCUUCGGCUACCUGGGCCUGUCCUGAUUGGCUCGGAGGCCGGAGCACACCACCAAUGACAUUCCUCGCUCUGUAUGACCCGCCCCCAUCAUCCACCCCACUCCCACCCCAAAGCCACCAAUGGUUGAACAGCAAAAUGAUUGAAGCGAUUGAAAGCCAAUCAUUUAGUGCUGCUCUGUCAUAUUGAACUGUUUUAUUGGUGUUUUAUUGUUCUUGUUUUUUUUUAUUUCUAGAUACUUCAUUCAUUCUGAUCGGUUUGAGUUUCAGCUCUGUUGGCUCUUUUCUGGGUUCAGGAGUCUUGUUCCUCUUGUGCGAUGAUUUCUGUGCGAUGAUUUCUGUGGUGAUUUCUGUGCGAUGAUUUCUGUGGUGAUUUCUGUGGUGAUUUCUGUGGUGAUUUCUGUGUGGUGAUUUCUGCGUAGUCUCAGAGAUUCCUCACGCCUGUCUGAGGUUCUCCACAGUCUUCGUCAUCCACCCUCUCUCACCUCGCUUAGCCACACCCACCCCAAGGGGCUCUGAUGAGGAACGCCAUGAAUAAACGUGUCACCCUAAGGCCCGCCUGUGAUUGGCAGAGGGCCUCCUCUGUGGCCUGUACCACUAGUGCCUUUAAUGCAGGGGGGUGAAGGAAGGGCUCAUGUCAUGACAGCCCUUGUGAAAUGCACUCUGUAGUGGAGUGGAGGUGUGUGAGAUGACAACUCUUGGCUCUGCACAGAACCGGUUCCUCAAUGAGAACACACGGUUCCCUUUAUAGACUCCUGGUGUCUGCUUACCUGUCCUGGGCGUGUGUGGUGGUACCUGGUGGACCAGGUGUGGCGGAGCUCACCUGUGCGCUGGCCUGGAGACUCCACAGCGCUGUGGUACUUUGAUGUGUUGUGUUGUCUCUUUAGUUUGUUUACAUCUGAUUGAUUGUUUAUUUGUUUGUUUGUUUGUUUUGUGUGUAUUCAGGUAGCAGCACUGCUAAAUGAAAGAAGAAUGAUGAUAAAUUUUCAUCACCUAAAACUGAGCAUUUUUUUUAUCCACGGCCUUAUUAAGACAACUUCUUCUUUCAUGCCCCAAGCACAUAUUCUAUUGUCCUACCCAAAGCACAUAUUCUAUUGUCCUACCCAAAGCACAUAUUCUAUUGUCCUACCCAAAGCACAUAUUCUAGCGACAGCCAUUACAGAUUGCAGGGUGAAUUACAUCUUCUCUAUAUCUAAUCAAUGUAUUUUAAGAGCCUUAUAGAGAGUUUAUAAACAUGCCUUAUAGUGAGUUUUUAAACAGUAUUUGGUUGAAUUCUUGUGAAGUUAAAAACAUUAAGCCUGAGUUAUGAUGACCAUAUUGACUUUGAAACUUCUCUGCAUAAAUACUGCAGGGUUAAGUUUGAGCUGGUUUGGCCGUUGGUGUUUCACAUGUUCUCUCUCACUUUGUUCCUCUCGGGGCCACCAUACUGUGCACAUAUUGCACUGUUCCCAGAAUGCACUGUGUUCCUCAGCUGAUUGCCUUCACUGGUCUCCAUGGUGAGGACUGUCUAAGGCCCCAGCUAGCUUGUGUGUGUUUAUUUGUGGUACCUAGAUUUGUGUGUGUGUCUUUUGAUGUAUAUAUGUUUUUGUUACCUAAAACAGACGUGUUUUCUCAGUAGCAAGUAAAACGAGUCAGUGGCCUCUAUUCUGAGAACCCAAACAGGAAGUGGUUUGAGAAUAUUACCUGGACAUAGUACGCUGACCUUAGCUUGACUGUUGGUGACUUUCACUCUCUCCCUGUCGUCCUCUAUGUGUGUGUGUGUGUGGG
Molecule: messenger RNA, 3575 nt
Organism: Alosa alosa (allis shad)
Lineage: Eukaryota; Metazoa; Chordata; Actinopteri; Clupeiformes; Clupeidae
Gene: sgpp1b
Product: sphingosine-1-phosphate phosphatase 1b
Exons: 3
Coding region: 345-1838 (497 amino acids)
Biological process (GO): phospholipid dephosphorylation; sphingosine metabolic process
Cellular component (GO): endoplasmic reticulum membrane
Molecular function (GO): sphingosine-1-phosphate phosphatase activity
Source: RefSeq, a predicted model, not a curated record